Messenger RNA from Dermatophagoides pteronyssinus (European house dust mite), 537 nucleotides. Its product is annotated as 26S proteasome non-ATPase regulatory subunit 14 homolog. Lineage: Eukaryota; Metazoa; Arthropoda; Arachnida; Sarcoptiformes; Pyroglyphidae. The record is from RefSeq and is a predicted model, not a curated record.
GUCAUUGUGUCCUCGUUGGCGCUAAUCAAGAUGCUGCGGCACGGGCGCGCGGGCAUUCCGAUGGAGGUGAUGGGUCUGAUGCUGGGCUCGUUCGUGGACGACUACACCAUCGUAGUGGACGACGUUUUCUCGAUGCCUCAAAGCGGCAACACAGUCUCCGUCGAGGCGAUCGACCACGUGUACCAGACGGACAUGCUCGACUUGCUGGCGCGCGUGGGGCGCACCGAGACGGUCGUCGGCUGGUACCACAGCCACCCGGGCUUCGGCUGCUGGCUGUCGAUGACCGACAUUCAAACGCAGCAGUCGUUCGAGAAGCUGAGCAAGCGCUCGAUCGGCAUCGUGGUGGACCCGGUGCAAUCUGUGAAAGGCUCGGUGGUGAUUGACUGCUUCCGGUUAAUCAAGCGCGACUUUUUGAUGCUCAACAUGGACUUUCGGCAAGUGAACUCGAACAUCGGACACAUGGUGAAGCCGAACAUUACCACGCUAAUUCACGGGCUCAACAAGCACUUCUACAGCCUGGCGAUUGAAAAAGACUAG